UUGAAAGGCUAUGAUAAUAUUAAAGAUCCUGACAAUGAUAAUAUUUCUUUUUAUGAUAAUAAUUUUUCCAUUCAUGAUGAGUCAAUAGAAAAUGAUAAUGCCAUAAGUAUUGAAACUCAUGCUGUACUAAAAGAAGAAAGAAUUAGCAAUAGCAUGAAGUAG
Funneliformis caledonium is the source of this 162-nucleotide messenger RNA. NCBI's taxonomy places the organism in Eukaryota, Fungi, Glomeromycota, Glomeromycetes, Glomerales, Glomeraceae. The record is from the annotation of a GenBank genome assembly.